UUAACUAGUGUUUUAUUUUUAGGUGCCUGUUCGCUGCAUCGAGCCGUGGUCCUCUACCGGCAUGUCUCUAAUUCCAACAAGCCCACUCUCCGUUGGUUGCAUCAAUAUAAAGCACGAUUCUCUAGAGUCAAGCCCAAAGAACGUCUUUUGAGUGAUUCAUAUGGCCAGCCUAAAAGUACUAGUGCUUGUCAAAGCAAGGUGGGUCCAGCAUGUUCUUAGGUUUUUUCGUAAUCAAGUUUCGGGGGAGGUAAAGGUAAACUUAAACGUGGACAAGUUAAGAAAAUUCACUACGCUUUGUAAUUAAAGUGAUCUCUGAUCUCUUACCCUUAGUGUGUAACCUGUGUUUUUCAAAGGUGGUUCAGAUAAUUGCGAGACUGUAAAGAUCCAAACGACAGAUGCUGAGGUCCUGUCGCCAUGUUAUCGAGAUUACAUAAUAUUAAUAUAUGCUAAUGAAGUCAAGACCAUCUAACACGAAAUAGUAGAGAUCACCGUAUUUUUGUGAAUAUUUCCAAAUUUUCUUAAUCUUUGCUAACAGUGAUAGAUCCAAGUGGCAAAUCAUUAAUUGAUACACAAUUCAGGAGAAUUAAUUUUUAGACAUUUUAAAAUAUUACAAGAAAAAAUGAAUUUUUUGCAAUGUAGCUAUUGGAAUCACAGUUGCAGCUUCUGUUGACAGACAUUCUUAGGAUGAAAAAUUCUUAGAACUGGUCAAUAUACAAACUGCUGCUUCAAAUAGAGUAACUUACUAAGUGGGCUGUGUAGUCUUGGAAUAACAGCAGCUACUUUUUCGGACAAUGUUUAGCACCUGGAAAGAAGAUUUUUGCUCAAUAGAGUGCUGUACAGCUCUGUACAGCUUUGCACAGUUUUGCUUAAAGUUUAAGUUAUCAGAGUAAACUUGAGCAAAGGGAAGAAAAAAAAUUAGAUAGUUGGAGUUACUUGGGCUCAAGUUAACAGAUAGUUAAUGACUCGAAAUAUAGAGUAAAAUCCAAGGGAUCAAGGAUUUUGUUUUAGCAAGCAGGGAGUGCAAGUUAACGCAGUGAGCAGGUUCUAUUGUAUUUGUUGACAUUAUGUACCCUUUCUUUUCAGCCAAAGUCAACUUCAGUGGCACUGAUUGGAAAGACAACAUGUGGUGUAGAGGCCCAGGAAAGUCUCUCUCAUGUAGAGGAGAAGAGUGAUGACACAGAGGAGGAGUGGGUGGAACAGAAAAUUGAUUGGAAAAAAUUGCCAAGACAGUACAUGCAGCUGUCGAAGAUCAGACUAACAGGUUUGUAUUCUUUAUUUAGUAGUGGGACAUUUUGCAACCUUCAGUGCAAGAUUAUUAUAACUAAAAAUUCAACUUAGAAUUUUGUUUGAUUUGGGCUUAGAAGAUGAGAAGUAGCAGUGGGGGGGAUUGGGAAAGAGGUUUGUGUUACUAUUUAGUACUCCUAUUGUUCACUUUUUACCAGGCCGGAGUGGGUACAAGAGGGGGAGGGGAUUGGGAAAAAGUUUGUCUUUCUAUUUACUUCUCCAAUACAUGUACUGGUUGUUCACAUAGUAUUGUGAGUGUUUUUUAGUCAGAUGCAGUAAGUAUUAUUUCCAUUUUUUUGUAGGUCUUGUGGUAAUCACAGAAAUGGCUGGGUAUGCCAUUGCACCAGGGGCCAUGAAUCUUAGUACUUUUCUUUGGGCUGGACUAGGAACAGGCCUCUGUUCAUCUUCGGCAAAUGCAUUUAACCAGGUAUGCAUAUUUGAUUGCAAAUGCUUGGAAAAAAAAAAGAUCUUUUUUUUCAAGUGUGUAAGUUGUGAUGGUCCUGUGUCAUCCAAUUUUGAUUUUUUAUUCUCUUACAUUGAGUCAAAAUCAGAUUAAAUUUGUUUGAUUGUUUCUUAAAGUGGCUGGAAGUGCCUUUUGACUCACAAAUGAGCCGCACACAAAACCGUGUUCUUGUCAGGGCCCGUUUGAGGUAAGCAUUGUAACAUUCAAACUACACAAGAUUCAUCCCAUGACAAGGAGUCCCUCAUGUGUUCUUUAUUUUGAGAUCAGUUAUGUCAUUGGUCACUGAAAUGUUAUUUUUGCAUUUGUUUAUCCAUAGCCCUCUUCAUGUGGUGCUGUUUGCCAUGGCAACUGGUGUAAUGGGUGUUUCUGUAUUAACCAGUCAAGUCAAUGGAUUAACUGCUGCCCUGGGUUAGUACUACACUUUACUAAAUAUGACUUCACUUCACAUGGAGGUUUGACUUUAUUGAGCAUGUUGAAGGCAUGUUAGUGACUGUAAGUAAAAUUAUGACAUUGUAUUAUUUUGUUCUCUGACAGGGGCAGCCACCCUGAUACUCUACACAUCUGUCUACACCCCUAUGAAGCGUCUAAGUAUUGUGAAUACUUGGGUGGGGUCAGUAGUGGGAGCAUUGCCCCCCCUGAUGGGUUGGGCUGCUUGUACUGGAGGAAUAGAUGCUGGUGGAUUAGUGUUAGCAGGAAUUUUGUACUCUUGGCAGUUUCCACAUUUUAAUGCUUUGAGCUGGAAUCUCAGAGCUGAUUAUUCAAGAGGUAAUGGAUGAUCAUGUUAUUUCUCCACUAUUUUUAGAACCCAAAUUUACUUUCAAUGGAGAUUCUCAACCCUCAAACUCAAAUGAGUGACCAAUACAGAAUUUCUCCUUAAAAUAUUAAUUCAAAAUCAAGCAGACAAGUUAUGGGGACUAUUAGUUGAUCCAAUAACAAGUUCUCCUUACUUGCAUCAUGAGAGUUGUAUGGCAUAGAGUAAGGAGAAUUACUCAUUGGAUCUUGUAAGUGAAAGGGUCUAUAAGAGAAUCUAAGCAAUACAGUGCUCAGGGGUCCAAAGUAAUUUCUGAAUAUGAAAAAGAAUAGGUGAACAUGUCAUAUACAUUUACUUACUUGCUGCUUUAUUAUUCUUUCCUACCAAGACUGGGUAACUUGAUCCUUUUUCUUUUGAUGUAGAAAACUUUUGAUAAUCAAUAUUAGUUUACUUUAUAACAGUGAUUAAGCCAAAGAGAACCCAAAACUUAUCUGCGCAUACAGCAUCUCUUUGUCCUUCUGCAGAUCAUAGUAAGCUUCCUGUGCCAUCAGCAAAUUUCCUAUCCUAAUUUUGUUUUGUUUUUCUUGUCUUACCAUAGCUGGUUAUCGCAUGAUGUGUGUAACAAAUGCACCCCUGUGCAGACGGGUGACACUGAGACACUGUUUAGCAUUGGUUGGUCUUACAACACUUCUACCAGCAUGUGGAGUCACAACAUGGUGGCUGGCUUUGGACUCUUUACCACUUAACUUUUGGAAUACUUAUUUAGGAUAUCAGUUUUAUAAAGACUCAGAUUCAAGGUCUGCAAGGAAACUUUUUCGGUUUAGUCUGAUUUACCUCCCGAUUCUCAUGCUUCUGAUUCUGUUUCACAAGAAGCCAAGGACAACACAGGAAGAGGGAAUUGUUCAAGUGACAUAG
Molecule: messenger RNA, 3413 nt
Organism: Pocillopora meandrina
Lineage: Eukaryota; Metazoa; Cnidaria; Anthozoa; Scleractinia; Pocilloporidae
Source: the annotation of a GenBank genome assembly